Molecule: messenger RNA, 2770 nt
Organism: Eriocheir sinensis (Chinese mitten crab)
Lineage: Eukaryota; Metazoa; Arthropoda; Malacostraca; Decapoda; Varunidae
Product: filaggrin-like
Exons: 2
Coding region: 1-2628 (875 amino acids)
Source: RefSeq, a predicted model, not a curated record
AUGAGUCACACCACCACGUGUCACACCAUCAAAAAUCACACCACCACGAAUCACACAGGCAAGAAUCAUACCGCCAGAGUCACACCAUCAAGUCACACAACCAUGAGUCACACAAUCAAGAGUCACAUCGCCACGAGUCACUGUCAAGAGUCACACCACUACAAGCCACGCAGUCAAGAGUCACACCACCAUGAGUCACGCAGUCAAGAGUCACACCACCAUGAGUCACGCAGUCAAGAGUCACACCACCAUGAGUCACCCAGUCAAGAGUCACACCACCAUGAGUCACGCAGUCAAGAAUCACAGCACCAUGAGUCACGCAGUCAAGAGUCACACCACCAUGAGUCACGCAGUCAAGAGUCACACCACCAUGAGUCACGCAGUCAAGAAUCACACCACCAUGAGUCACGCAGUCAAGAGUCACACCACCAUGAGUCACGCAGUCAAGAGUCACACCACCACGAGUCACAAAGCCGACUCACACAGUCAAGAGUCACGACGCCACAAGUCACACCAUCAAUCAUAUCGUCAAGACUCACACCACCACGAGUCACACAGUCAGGACUCACACCACCACGAGUCACACAGUCAAGACUCACACCACAACGAGUCACACAGUCAAGACUCACACCUCCACAAGUCACACAGUCAAGACUCACACCACCACGAGUCACACAGUCAAGACUCACACCUCCACGAGUCACACAGUCAAGACUCACACCUCCACGAGUCAUACAGUCAAGACUCACACCACCACGAGUCACACAGUCAAGACUCACACCACCACGAGUCACACAGUCAAGACUCACACCACCACGAGUCACACAGUCAAGACUCACACCACCACGAGUCACACAGUCAAGACUCACACCACCACAGUCACACAGUCAAUACUCACACCACCACGAGUCACACAGUCAAGACUCACACCACCACGAGUCACACAGUCAAGACUCACACAGUCAAGAGUCACACCACCACGAGUCACACAGUCAGGAGUCACACAGUCAAGAGUCACACAGUCAAGAGUCACACCUCCACGAGUCACAAAGUCAAGAGUCACACCGCUACGAGUCACACAGUCAAGAGUCACACAGUCAAGAGUCACACCUCCACGAGUCACACAGUCAAGAGUCACACAGUCAAGAGUCACACCUCCACGAGUCACACAGUCAAGAGUCACACAGUCAAGAGUCACACCUCCACGAGUCACACAGUCAAGAGUCACACAGUCAAGAGUCACACCUCCACGAGUCACACAGUCAAGAGUCACACCGCUACGAGUCACACAGUCAAGAGUCACACAGUCAAGAGUCACACCUCCACGAGUCACACAGUCAAGAGUCACACAGUCAAGAGUCACACCUCCACGAGUCACACCGCUACGAGUCACACCACCACGAGUCACACAGUCAAGACUCACACCACCACGAGUCACACAGUCAAGAGUCACACCUCCACGAGUCACGCAGUCAAGACUCACACCACCACGAGUCACACAGUCAAAACUCACACCACCACGAGUCACACAAUCAAGACUCACACCACCACGAGUCACACAGUCAAGACUCACACCACCACGAGUCACACAGUCAAGACUCACACCACCACGAGUCACACAGUCAAGACUCACACCACCACGAGUCACACAAUCAAGUCACACCACCACGAGUCACACAGUCAAGUCACACCACCAUGAGUCACACAAUCAAGAGUCACACUACCACGAGUCACACAGUCAAGAGUCACACCACCAUGAGUCACACAGUCAAGAGUCACACCACCAUGAGUCACGCAGUCAAGACUCACACCACCACGAGUCACACGGUCAAGAGUCACACCACCACGAGUCACGCAGUCAAUACUCACACCACCACGAGUCACAGAGUCGAGUCACAUUGUCAAGAGUCACACCACCACGAGUCACAGAGUCGAGUCACAUUAUCAAGAGUCACACCACCACGAAUCACAGAGUCGAGUCACAUUGUCAAGAGUCACACCACCACGAGUCACAGAGUCGAGUCACAUUGUCAAGAGUCACACCACCACGAGUCACAGAGUCGAGUCACAUUGUCAAGAGUUACACCACCACGAGUCACAGAGUCGAGUCACAUUGUCAAGAGUCACACCACCACGAGUCAAAUCAUCAGGAGUCAAACAACCACGAGUUACACCGUCAAGAGUCACACAACCACGUGUCAUACCAUCAGGAGUCACACCAUCAAGAUCCACACAGUCAAGAGUCACAUGACCACGAGUCACACCAUCAAGCGUCACAACACCAUGAGUCACACCGUCAGGAGUCACACCAUCAAAAAUCACACAGCCAAGAGUUACCCAGUCAAGAAUCAUAUACCUACGAGUCACACAACUAUGAGUCACACAGUCAAGAGUCACACUGUCAAGAGUCACACAGUCAAGAGUCACACUGUCAAGAGUCACACUUUCAAAAGUCACACUGUCAAGAGUCACAGUCAAGAGUCACACUGUCAAGAGUCACACAGUCAAGAGUCACACUGCCUAAAGUCACACUGUCAAGAGUCACACUGUCAAAAGUCAAACUGUCAAGAGUCACACUGUCAAGAGACACACUGUCAAGAGUCACACUGUCAAGAGUCACACUGUUAAGAGUCACACUGUCAAGAGACACAUCACCAAGAGUCACACCGCCAAGAGUCACACCUCUACGAGUUAUACCAUCUCAAGUCAGUUACUGUGAGUCACAGCAUCGUGAGUCACAUCACCAUGAAUCAUACAAUCAUGUGUCACA